CCAAAAACAUUGGUUGCUUCCAAACCCUAAACACACUUGCAUUGGGUCCUUUUAUACUCGUGUCCUCCGGUGUUGUUUCCCUUCUUCAGCACCCGCGCCGUUUCUGUGCUUUCACUCUGCUACCUCGUGAACAAUGGUGAGGGUUAGUGUCUUGAAUGAUGCUCUCAAGAGCAUGUACAAUGCUGAGAAGCGGGGAAAGCGCCAGGUCAUGAUUAGGCCAUCCUCAAAAGUGAUUAUAAAAUUCCUUUUGGUGAUGCAAAAGCAUGGGUACAUUGGAGAGUUUGAGUACGUUGAUGAUCACAGAGCUGGAAAAAUUGUGGUUGAAUUGAAUGGUAGAUUGAACAAAUGUGGGGUUAUUAGUCCCCGUUUUGAUGUGGGUGUCAAAGAGAUUGAAGGUUGGACUGCUAGGCUUCUUCCCUCGAGACAGUUUGGGUAUAUUGUGUUGACUACCUCUGCUGGAAUCAUGGAUCAUGAAGAAGCAAGGAGAAAGAAUGUUGGUGGGAAAGUGCUGGGUUUCUUUUACUAGUCUAGUUUCCUUUGAAGAUUUUGCGCUGAUUUCAGUUUUUGAAACUUGAUCAAUGUGUUAGACUCGUAGUAUAUUAUUAAGUAUAGCAUAGCAGGAGCAGAUUUUCUGAUGUGCUGUUUUGUUUGCCGAACCAAUUUGAUGACUAUAAUUUAUCUUAUUUUGUUAUGGUUCUUUUUUUCUUUAGCCAAGAUAUAUUGGCUGAAAUAAUCUACCGUUCCGUACUAGCGAUGGUGGAAUUGGUAUUAUUA
Cajanus cajan (pigeon pea) is the source of this 774-nucleotide messenger RNA. RefSeq names its product small ribosomal subunit protein uS8z/uS8w. Gene Ontology annotation, cellular component: ribosome. The record is from RefSeq and is a predicted model, not a curated record. Gene Ontology annotation, biological process: translation. Lineage: Eukaryota; Viridiplantae; Streptophyta; Magnoliopsida; Fabales; Fabaceae. Gene Ontology annotation, molecular function: structural constituent of ribosome.